CUCAUCAAUGUGGCUGGUCGCGAGCUCACAUGAUGUCAUGCCUGAAUGUAGAUAUUAACCGAGAGCUAAACGGCUAACUGAUAGACUGAAUAAGUAUGGAAAAUGUGAAAACUAGACGUUCAGUUGAAACCGACAAGAACAGCAGCAGCUCCCGCUGUACUUUCUUCAGUGCAGACUCAAGUGACUAUCGAUGUGAUGUGAUUCUUACAGUGAAGAGAGCCACCGGGGCGUUUUCUCUGGUCGCAUGCCUUUUUAUGUUGUUUGUGAUAUGGCUGCUGCGCCGAUACAACUCCUUGGCUCAGAAAAUGAUUGUCAGCCUCACAGUAGCGGCGUUCUUUGACAGUGUUGCGUAUGUCAUGGGAGAGUCUCAUCCAGAGGGGGCUCUGUGUGAUUUCCAAGCCUGGUGGUUAACAUAUUUUGACUGGAGUGCUCUGGCAUGGGUGUGUCUGAUCACUCUGAAUCUUUACCUGAAUCUGGUCAGAGAGAUCAGAACUGAACAUUAUGAGAUACCAUACCAUGUUGUAGCAUGGGGGAUCCCUCUUCUUAUGUCCAUUCUCCCCUUGAUGAAAGGAUACUAUGGUCCAGCUGGAGCCUGGUGCUGGAUCAUGGAUGACCAUGUGGCCUGGAGAUUUGGCAUAUGGUACAUCCCGCUCUUCAUCCUCAUCUUCCUCAUGAUCUGCUGUUAUAUACGAAUAAUCUGUGUGGCCAAUAAGAGGAUGCAGUCCUGGUUUGGCACCUUUAACCCAGAGAGGGAGAGGAGGAAGAUGUCUCUAGUCGAGGAAAUCCGACCUCUGAAAUGGUAUCCAUCAGUAUAUCUGCUGGUCUCCAUCUUCCCACUUUUAAAUCGGCUUCAUAAUGCUGUGUAUCCUGAGGAGCCGGUGUUCUCCCUCAUACUCCUACAUGUGCUCAGUGCUCCUCUCCAUGGCCUGGCAAAUGCAUUUGUUUUUAGCAAGGACACGUGGAGUCAGCUCAGCAAUACGGGAAUCAAACUGGCCCUUCAGUCUCGACUGUGUGACAACACCAGGAUCGGCGAGUAUCACCCAGCCAAUGUGAGAUACACAGUAGCACUCGAGUCCGAAUCGGAUGAUGACGAUAACAACGUCCUCUUCUACAGCCCUGACAUGAGCUUGAAAGACAGAGGACCCUGAUUGUGCGUGUGCCUGUUAUUAUAGCACAUUAGUUCACACUCCUUGCCUUUAAAGGAUGUACUGCUCUUCCAUUUCUCCUAUUACAGUGUUAAAUAAAAAUGAUCUAGAAAUAAAUGUGUUUUUGCAAUCAGAAAUGACCCCUUUUCACCAUUAGAAAAAUAUCGAAAUGGUUGAUUUCACUAUAUUAUUGUCCGUCUUGUAAAUGCAUUUCAAGGUGAGCACUUUAACUUAAUAUCCUCAGUAUUGAUAGCUUUAUUUGUUUGAGAGGUUUUUUUUUUUUUUUCCCCCAGUUUUAAAAUAUUUUCUGCUGUACAGUUUGUGUACUUGGACUUCUAUGUUUUGGUGUUUGAUUUGACCAUGUUUUAUUAUUAUUUAUGAAAAUGUACAGAGUGU
Molecule: messenger RNA, 1541 nt
Organism: Neoarius graeffei (lesser salmon catfish)
Lineage: Eukaryota; Metazoa; Chordata; Actinopteri; Siluriformes; Ariidae
Exons: 13
Coding region: 96-1148 (350 amino acids)
Biological process (GO): adenylate cyclase-activating G protein-coupled receptor signaling pathway; cell surface receptor signaling pathway
Cellular component (GO): plasma membrane
Molecular function (GO): G protein-coupled receptor activity; cAMP binding
Source: RefSeq, a predicted model, not a curated record